Molecule: messenger RNA, 1768 nt
Organism: Uranotaenia lowii
Lineage: Eukaryota; Metazoa; Arthropoda; Insecta; Diptera; Culicidae
Gene: Hlc
Product: probable ATP-dependent RNA helicase DDX56
Exons: 6
Coding region: 80-1750 (556 amino acids)
Cellular component (GO): nucleolus
Molecular function (GO): RNA helicase activity; ATP binding; nucleic acid binding
Source: RefSeq, a predicted model, not a curated record
CUGGGCUUAUUUUCAUCACAAGAAAUUCUGCAUGUGGUUCUACUGAAGUAUCGAGUCAAUUUAUUAUUUUAUAAAUUAAAUGUUAAAAGAUUUAUCAAAUAUGCCUAACAGUGACGAAAAUAAAACACUCAAUUUCCAUCAGAUGGAAUUAGACGAUCGGAUAUUAAAGGCAAUCGCAAAGCUUGGAUGGCUACAGCCAACUCUAAUUCAAGAAAAAGCUAUUCCCCUUCUGCUGGAAGGAAAAGAUGUAUUGGUCCGAGCCCGCACCGGUUCUGGGAAAACAGCUGCUUUUUCAGUUCCAAUAAUACAGAAGAUUCUAACCGGAAAACAGGCUGCUGAGGAGCAGCAAACAUCGGUAAUUAUAUUGGCUCCCAGCAAAGAUUUGUGUCAUCAGAUUACUAAAGUAAUCGAGAACUUGACAGUGAAAUGUGGCCGACUGGUACGGUGUGUGGAUCUAUCGACCAAAGUUGAAAAAGCAGCCCUUAAACACAUGCUAGCUGAAAGACCCGAUAUUGUGGUUUCGACUCCUGCAAAAUUGCUAGCACAGCUUCGAGAAGGAACGCUGAACGUGAAGGAUAGUUUAAAAACUUUGAUAAUUGAUGAAGCGGAUUUAAUGUUCUCAUUUGGGUUUGAAAACGACUUGAAGACGGUGCUCGAUUUUUUACCUAGCGUACAUCAAUCGAUCCUCGCAUCAGCCACACUUGAAAAAGAUGUAGUGGAGCUAAAGAAAAUAGUCCUCCACAAUCCUGUUAUUUUGAAAUUGGAAGAACCAGAAAUGGCCCCUGCCUCACAGCUGGCCCACUUUCACAUUCUCGCAGAAGAAGCAGAUAAAGCUGCCGUUUUAUAUACAUUGUUCAAAUUGCUGCUCAUCAAAGGAAAAAGCAUCGUUUUUGUAAAUUCCAUCGAUCGGUGUUACAGGUUGAAAUUGUUCUUAGAACAAUUCAGUAUACGAUCAUGCAUUCUUAAUUCAGAACUCCCCGCCAAGAUCCGGUGCCACACCGUAAACCAGUUUAAUCAGGGCUUGUAUGAUAUUAUCAUCGCAUCGGACGAGUUACAUGUGCUGGAUCCCACAGUUAUCGAGAAACGCGCCAACAAAAAGAAACAACUCAAACAGCUUAGUAAACAAAUUGAAUCGGAAUCCGGAGUGGCCCGUGGCAUUGAUUUCCAACAUGUUUCUAAUGUGAUAAAUUUUGACUUUCCAAAAGACAUAAAUUCUUACAUUCACCGUGCUGGGCGGACAGCUCGAGGUAACAAUACCGGUAGCGUGUUGUCGUUUGUAAGCAUGGAGGAGAAAGAACUCAUGGACUGUGUGAAUGAGCAUUUGAGCAUAGGAUCAGAAAGCGAUGAAAAAGUUCUCAAGAACUAUCAGUUCAAAAUGGAAGAAGUUGAGCCUUUCAGAUACAGAGCACGCGAUGCAUGGCGGGCAGUCACAAAACUAUCUAUUCGAGAAGCUCGAAUAAAGGAAAUAAAAAUGGAAAUGUUCAACUCAGAAAAACUCAAGGGUUUCUUCGAGGAAAACCCCAGAGAUUUGCAGGCUCUUCGGCAUGAUCGUACCCUGCACACCGUCAAAUUACAAGAACAUCUAGCCGAUGUUCCCGAAUACAUUGUACCGUAUUCUUUAAAGCACGUCACCGGAAUAGUUACAAAGAAAAAGAAGUCCUUCGUUCCGCGAAAACGUAAAUCGGAUAGUAAAGCCGAUAAUCCACUGAUGGUCGAAGGAAUGGACUACGGCAAACAAAGGCGUGUGUAAUAAAUUGUUUAAAAUAAA